AUGGAUUUCUACCCCGACCAGCACGCAUAUCGCGUGGCCCGGAUGGCCGUCAUCGAGGAUGAUGCUAACGAAAACGAUAGCUGGGUGAUGUUAUCCCGUGAGGGUGAGAUCGUCAAACUCCCUCAUGAGAAGAUAUUCUACAAGGUCCGGUCUCGCAUCGGCUUGGAGUUGGCCACCCCAAAGGUCUUUAGGGAUGCUCCUCCAUUUUCCGCAAAGAGCGAUAGUGGAUUAGUCUACAUCACCAACUCCAGAUUCAUAUACCUGCCAGCAAGACCCACAGAUGCUUUCAAGUCAUUCUCUGCUCCGAUCCUGAACUUCGAGGACACGCAUGUAACCUCGACGUUCUUCGGGCCCUGGACCUGGAAUGGCAUUGUAAAGCCUGUAUCACGCGGCGGAAUUCCGCCCGAGAUUCCCAGGCUCGAGAUCAAGUUGACAUUCAGAGAGGGAGGCCAUGACGCAUUUCAGACCAAGUUUGAGACCAUGAAGGAGCGCCUUCAACACGCACGAGAUUUACAACAAGAGACGGGCCAGCAAAUAACCACAGAUGAGCCUCUGCCCCAAUAUGAACCUCGCGGAGGUGGCGGCGCUCCGCCACAGGGGGCAACAUCGCCGCAGACGACACAAGCAGGCCCUGGCCCUGGCGCUGGCGCUGGUCCUUCGGGUUCUAGCCAGAGCCAAGGGCGAUCGAACCAACCCCAACCCGAUGAGCCACCACCAGACUACGAGGAGGCCCAGGCCCAGGCCAUUGACAUGCGGCUUGAAGAUCAUGUGCGGGAGGAGGCAGAUCGGGAGUAA
This is a messenger RNA of Thyridium curvatum, 795 nucleotides long. RefSeq lists its product as uncharacterized. Bases 1 to 795 code for a protein of 264 amino acids. Gene Ontology annotation, molecular function: chromatin DNA binding; transcription coactivator activity. NCBI's taxonomy places the organism in Eukaryota, Fungi, Ascomycota, Sordariomycetes, Thyridiales, Thyridiaceae. Gene Ontology annotation, cellular component: nucleus. Gene Ontology annotation, biological process: positive regulation of DNA-templated transcription. The transcript has 2 exons. The record is from RefSeq and is a predicted model, not a curated record.